Molecule: messenger RNA, 738 nt
Organism: Nicrophorus vespilloides
Lineage: Eukaryota; Metazoa; Arthropoda; Insecta; Coleoptera; Silphidae
Product: heterogeneous nuclear ribonucleoprotein D0
Exons: 1
Coding region: 91-642 (183 amino acids)
Biological process (GO): regulation of alternative mRNA splicing, via spliceosome
Cellular component (GO): nucleus
Molecular function (GO): single-stranded RNA binding
Source: RefSeq, a predicted model, not a curated record
GUAGAAGAAUAGUUGAAACGAGAGAGGUUAGCUUGUGUUUUGUUUUUCUGUUGUUUUCUUUUUGGUGCGUUUUUUAACAAAUACAAAGAUAUGGAUGACGACGAUCUGACCGUCUGGUGUGGAAACCUGCCCUGCGAGAUCGACGAGGAGAUUCUGUACGAACUUUUCCUGCAGGUCGCACCGUUGAAGAAGGUACGCAUUCCCAUGCAGAACAAGACGAACAGACCGGCAAAUUUCGGUUUCGUCACCUUCAAACACCUCGAAUCGGUGCAGUACGCCAUCAAUCUGCUGCACAACACGAAACUCUUCAACACGCACAUCGUGGUGCGACAGAGGACGAAGAAUGCCCCAGCGCAGAACCCCUACGAUGGAAAUUCGUCUUACGGUGGUGAAUUCAACCACGACAACGGUGCGAUGAUGGAGACGCAGCAGAAGUUCUAUCCAUCGGAUUGGGACGAUUCUCACAAGAACAAGAGGAAUAAUAAGUACAAGAGGCACAACGAACGCAGGUCAUGGAAUGACUAUCAUGAGAACGAGGGGCAGCAUCAUGGCAGAAACACUGAUUCGUACAAGAAACAUGAUAAUUACAGGCACAAGCAUAGGUAUUCCGAUCAAAACAGCAGGAAGAGGCACCUGUAUUAAGACAUACAUUCGACAAAAAUGAACACUUGUGACUAUAUAAAUAUAAAACUGUGUACAUAUGUACAAAAUUGAUAUUGUAUUUGACUGAAAUAUAUU